Onychostoma macrolepis is the source of this 5100-nucleotide messenger RNA. It is a transcript of the gene sema4d, whose product is annotated as sema domain, immunoglobulin domain (Ig), transmembrane domain (TM) and short cytoplasmic domain, (semaphorin) 4D. The transcript is spliced from 17 exons. NCBI's taxonomy places the organism in Eukaryota, Metazoa, Chordata, Actinopteri, Cypriniformes, Cyprinidae. Gene Ontology annotation, molecular function: semaphorin receptor binding; chemorepellent activity. Gene Ontology annotation, biological process: ossification involved in bone maturation; axon guidance; negative regulation of transcription by RNA polymerase II. The record is from RefSeq and is a predicted model, not a curated record. The coding region runs from base 449 to 3028 and encodes 859 amino acids.
GAAGGAGGAGGUCUGAAUGUCUUCUCAUUGCAGUUCAGACAUCCACAGCCAGACACAACCAUCAACCUUUAUGACACCCAGAAAAUUGCAGAUUUACUCUAAAUUAUACACACUUCUGGAAGCAACCAGACACGUAUGAGACCAGCAGACUCUGAAAUGAUUCUUGCUUUUUUUUUUGCAUCUUUGUGGAUUUUGUGGUCGUCUUCUCUGAGGUUCAGAGCGUCUUUACCGGCACUUGAUCUGUGAAGAGCUCUCCGCUCCAUCUUCAGCUGCCUGAGACGUGAACCCCAGAAAGACUCUUAAUGAAUCAGUAUUCGCCGCUCGAUGCCAUGGCGUUCAACCGGCUGCUUUUGUAAUUCUCUCUGAAGGACGGAUCUUCAGGUGUAGUCGAGCGUCGUGGGAGAGUUACAGAGGAAACAUCACGCUGCCGAAGAUCCCAGAGUCUAACAUGGCUCUGAGCGUGUUAGGCGUGUUUCUGGGAUUGCUUCUGGAAGUUUCCACACACGGACCCUCCAGCGUUCCCAGAAGCUCAUGGAGGCAUGAUGAUGUGGAUUUGCUGGAGUUCUGGGAGCCGGAUGUGUUCAACUACACGACUCUCCUGCUGAGCGAGGAGCGCGGCGUGCUGUAUGUCGGCGCUCGAGAGGCCGUCUACCAGCUCAACAUGAGCAACGUCUCAGUCAAGAGCAACCAGCUGCUGUGGAAAGUUCCAGAGAACGACAUGUCCAUGUGUAUUUUAAAGGGGAAAUCUAAAGAGACGGACUGUCGAAACUACAUUCGAGUUUUGCAAGUGCUGGAUGAAGACACUCUGUAUGUUUGUGGGACUCAUGCGUUUCAACCCCUCUGUGAUUAUCUGUCGCUGCAGAGUUUCCGUUUGCAGGACAGAGCAGAGGACGGCCGGGGGAAAUGUUCCUUCGACCCGGCCCAGAGCUUCACCACCGUGAUGGUUGAUGGUGAGUUGUACUCUGGAACGGCGUAUAACUUCCUGGGCAGCGAGCCGAUCAUCUCCAGAUCUUCUCCGUCUCAGAGUUUACUGCGCACAGAGUAUUCAACGUCCUGGCUCAACGAGCCCAGUUUCGUCUUCGCUGAUGUGAUCCGAGAAGGGCAGAACAGCCCGGAUGGAGAUGACGAUAAGAUCUACUACUUCUUCACAGAGGUGUCGGUGGAGUACGAGUUCUUCGGGAAGCUGCUGAUCCCCAGAAUCGCUCGCGUUUGUAAGGGGGAUCUGGGAGGCCAGCGGACGCUGCAGAAGAAGUGGACGUCGUUUCUGAAGGCUAAGCUGGUUUGCUCAAUGCCGGAGCUCAACUUUGUGUUCAAUGUGGUUCAUGACGUGUUUAUUCUGAAAGCCCCGCACUGGAGAGACACUGUCAUAUAUGGGGUCUUCACAUCGCAGUGGGGGAAUGUCGGUCUGUCCGCUGUCUGUGCGUAUAACAUGAGUUCAGUGCAUGAGGUUUUCUCCAAAGGGAAGUACAUGCAGAAGGCUACGGUGGAACAGUCCCACACUAAGUGGGUCCGAUUUAAUGGCAUCACCCCGAGUCCCAGACCCGGAGCGUGCAUCAACAACCUGAACCGCAUGCAGAACAUCAACUCGUCCCUCCAGCUGCCCGAUAAGACCCUGCAGUUUGUGAAGGACCAUCCGCUGCUGGAGGACCCCGUGCUGCCCAUCGGAAACGGGCCCCGCCUCAUCACCAAAGACGUCAACUAUACACAGAUCGCCGUCCAGAGAGUUCAGGCCCUCGACGGGAACAUCCACGACGUCAUUUUCACCGGCACCGAUAAAGGUUUGCUGCACAAAUCGCUGGUGUUGGAGGGCGAGGUUCACACGGUGGAGGAGAUCCAGCUGCUGAAGAACACAGAGCCAAUUAAAACACUUCUGCUCUCCUCACAAGUGGGCCGGUUCCUGUAUGCUGGAGCGGACUCCGGUGUGGUUCAGUCUCCCACGGCGUUCUGUGAGAAGUACCUGUCCUGUGUGGACUGUGUUCUGGCACGGGACCCGUACUGCGCCUGGGACCCGCGCUCUACCUCCUGCGUCAAUAUUUUCCAGCAUGAUGCUGAUCCACGGAAGUUAAUUCAGAGCCUCAAAGGGGAUGCUGGGAUAUGCCCUACAGUCGCUCCUCUGGCGGUGGGCGACUAUCAGCAGGUGCUGGUGAAGCCGGGCAGCUCUGCCGAUCUGCCGUGUCAGGUGCGCUCAAACCUGGCUCAGGUGUUGUGGAAGCUCAACGGCCGCGUCCUGACCGAAGCCUCGCGCUUCCUCCUGCUGAGUGAGAACGGGCUGCUGAUCUACAGCGUGACUCCGGAGGACGCCGGGCGCUACGAGUGCUGGUCCGUCGAAGCGUCCGCGGGACAGAACUUCACCCGUCUGGUGGCGGGAUACGCGCUUCGACUGGAGCUUCCCGAGAGCGCACCGUCGAUAUCCGCUCAGCGUCCUUCAAGCGCUGCGUCUACGGUCCCGCCGGAGGAAGGUAAUACCAGUAACGGCUCGGGACUAACACCGACUCACACGGACGCGCCUUCACUAACAACCCCUCCCGGCAACGCCAUUAAACCCAAACACUACAUCCCUCCGGAGGUCAGCAACUUACCCACACGCACUGAGACGCUCGACCCCUCGGCUAAAUACAUUCAGCACGACAACAGCAUCGCCCUGCUGUCGCUCUUCCUGCUCUUCUUCCUGCUGUUCCUCGCCGCUCUGGUGUACAACUGUUACAUGCAGUACCUGCCGGCGCCGUGUCUCCGCCUGCGAUCCGCGCUGCUCGGCUCCAGCAAAAAGCCGCAGCCGGAGUAUGCAGCCUGCGAGGCCGGCCUGAUGGACCCAGUGCAGGAAAAGCCGGAUUCGGCCAAUCAGAACGGAGCGCAUCCGCUGCGUGCGCUCAGAGACACCGGAUACGAGACAGAACCGGAAUGCGGGAACGGCAAAGUUCCUUCCGGCAGUGACGAGGACGCCGACGACUGUCCCUCGAAAGAGCGGCCCUUCGACGUCGACUGCACAUCGCAGCCGAUUGAAUACGCAGACGCUGACGCGCCGUACUGAUGCGCCGUUUUUCACUCGCAUUCGCAGAAUCGCCGCAGCUCUGCAAGAACAAACGCAGAAUUCCAAAUAAGAUUCCAAAUUGGAAACAUUGUUUACCAAAUUGGUAAGUUUUGUGAUGUUUUCCAAAUUGGAGCACCGGACUGUUUUUGAAUAUUUGUGGGGCGUGUUCUCGCACUGCAAAAAUGUAUUUCUUAGUUUGAGUUUUUUUGUUAUGUUUUCUAUUACAAAUAUCUAAAUAUUCUUAAAUCAUUAUACAUUUUCUUGAGUCUUGCUUUAUGAAAGAAAAUUUUAAUGAAAGCUUUUGCUUAAAAUAAAAAAAUAAAAAAUUCAGUGUUUUCUUUUAGCAAAAUAUAAUUUCUUGUCAUUUUUCUUUUCUUUUGAUUUUUAGGUGAACCCCCACAAUUUUUUAUUUAAUAUAUUAAUUUUAUAUAAUUAUUAUUAUUAUUAUUAUUAUUAUUUAUGUUUUUGUUUUGUUUUGCACAAAAGGUCUCCUUUUCUUUUUUCUUUUUAUUUAUUUUUGCAUUUUGACAAAUUUCAUAACAGUAAUUAAAAAUAAUUAAAAUUAAAAUAAUAAAAUUUGUUAUUGUUCUGACAGGUUGAUUUCGAUGACUGUUACAUAUAUUUUUGGCCUUAUGCUUAUUAGACGAAAUCUGCCAAAAAUGUCACAAACAGCGCAAAAAAAAAAAAAUUAUAAUAAUAAUAAUUUAUAUAAAAAUAAAAAAUAAAUGUAUAUAUUGACAUUUUAAGCAUAAACUCACUUCAUUUUGAUAUUUUUUCAGAAGGCAAGACUUGAUAUCUUAAUUUUCCUUCUCUAGUCAAUGUAUCUUGAUUUAAGAAUGUUUAGAUAUAAGAUAUUCUAAGAGUAAAUCAUUCUUGCAGUGUUGGGUCUGAGCUGAAGUCGGGAUUGAAGGUUUUCUGGUCUGUCUGAAUCUCAGGGAUGCUUUCAGUGUCAUACACACAGGAUCUGCUCUGGAAGAGCUCAAACAUGGAGCCAGACUGAAAUGGGUUCCUGGCGUUUAUAAACCAGACCAAAAACACUGUGAUGUGUCUCUGUGGUUGUUUGCUGUUGGUGCAGAUGAGACGUCUAACACACUUAACCUGCGAAAGGGCCACUGUCUCAAAUAACAAUACAUUCGACUGUAGUCCAUAAACGUGAGCUUUAUGUUUCAGAUAUUUUUAAAGAUAUUAUAUUAUUUAAUUGUAUUUCAGCAAUAAUGGUGUAAAUAUCACAAAAAAUGUCAAGAAACCCCAAAAUUUAAAGAAAAACCAAUACUUUUUUGCAUAUAAGAACAUUUUUAGGACCAUAUUAUUCAUUUUUCUUUUGUUUCUCCAUUUUGACAAUAUUUCAUGACUGAUCUGAAAGAAAACUACUUUUUGGAGUUUUGUUUUGUUUUUCUUUUGUGUUUGGCUUAAAGUGGUGUUUUUUUUUUUUGGCAUUGUACAUUUCAUAUUUUGACAUUUAUUUCAGUGAUACUAAUACACAAAAAUCCCAUCCUGACUGGGUAAUUUUCAUGAUUGUAGUACAUAUAAGUUAUUUUUUGGUGAAAAACUAUUAACAAAAUGAAAAACUAUUAUUAUUAUUAUUUGUUUUUGCAUAAAAGGACCAUUUUAGGACUUUUUUGCAUUGAUUUUAAUACAAAAAUAGAUUCAUGACUGUAUUACAUAUAAAGUUUUUUGGCAUUGUGUUAAUUACUAUAUUAAGAAGACAUCUGCCCCUAAAUAUCACAAAAACAGUUUUUUACUUAUGCUAUAUAUAACUAUAACUUUUGAUUUCGGGCUGUAAUGUAAAAAAUUAUUUUAAGGAAAUUCUUUUGGCAUUUUGACAGUACUUUAUGACAGUGAUUUUAAUAUAAAUAAUAAUAAUAAAGAUGAUGAUAAAUUGCAUCCUGACAGGAUAAUAUUCAUGGCAUUACAAAUAAUUUUUUGGCAUUAUGAAAUUAUAGUGUUAAGAAAAAAAUGUGCUUAAAUCUCAUGAAAAAAAUAGGCAAAUUGUCUUGCAUGUUUUUCUUUUGAUUUUGGGGUGAAAUGUGACCUGGCCGUUGUUUUCCCGCGUGGCGUUUCUGAAUCUCCUG